This is a messenger RNA of Megalobrama amblycephala (Wuchang bream), 1485 nucleotides long. RefSeq lists its product as uncharacterized. The coding region runs from base 166 to 1137 and encodes 323 amino acids. The transcript is spliced from 8 exons. The record is from RefSeq and is a predicted model, not a curated record. Lineage: Eukaryota; Metazoa; Chordata; Actinopteri; Cypriniformes; Xenocyprididae.
UGAGUUUCGAAGCAGUGAGGCCAUCCCAUCAUAGUUUAGUAUAAAAAUGCCCAUGCUCAAGCAUUCAGAACACAUCAGACAGUGGAAACAAACACCAGCUUAAAGCAAGAGUGAAGACUAGAUCUCCAUCUACAACAGACAUCUCUGAUAUACAAGCAGAGAGAGAUGAAGAGCGUUCUCUCAGUGAAGAUGUUGGCGGCGUUGGCUCUGGUUCUACUGGUGUCCAGUGUGACUGAGGGACGGAUUCUCAGUAAGUGUGAGCUGAAGGACAAGCUCAAGGCGGCUCUGGGAGGAAAUCAGGGAGGAAAUGUUCCUGGAGGAAAUGACACUCCUGGGGUUGGAAGGACAACUCCUGGGGUUGAAGAUGUGACCGGAGCUGGGUCUGGAAGUGUGGAUGAGCCUGGAAAUGUGGAUGAGCCUGAAAAUGUUGCUGCGCCUGAAAGUGUGGAUGUGUCUGAAAGUGUGGAUGUACCUGAAAGUGUGGAUGUGUCUGAAAGUGUGGAUGUGCCUGAAAAUGUGGCUUCACCUGAAAAUCUGGAUGAGCCUGAAAAUGAGAUUGUAGAUUUGGGCCUCAUCGCCAAAAUCGUCUGCUUUGUGGAGCGUGUGUCAAAGUUCAACACCAACCUGGUCACCCCCAUCCGAGGUGAUGUCAGACCUCCAGCAGGACCCCCUCCCAGACCAGAACAACGACCCAAUGGAAGACCAGGGGGAAGACCUAGUCAGGGCCGUCCCGGUGGAAGAGGAAAGAGAUCCCCUGGUGGGGGACGUGACAGGAACCCACCUAGCUUUUUUGAUGACAGUUCAGAGGAGGAUUCCAGAGAAAGCUCAGAACGUUCCGCUCGUGUUCCCACAAAACUGUAUGGAAUCUUCCAGCUGAGCGAUCGUGUGGCAUGCAGUUCCGGACCCGGCCAGAGUCUGAACAUCUGCCGCAUGGACUGCAGAGCUCUGAUUGAUGAUGACAUCAGGGAUGACAUCGCCUGUCUGCAGACCCUGUUGGACAGCGUGAACAAUGCUGUUGCUCCAGCUCCUCGGCACAACCAUGUUGCUCCAGCUCCUCGGGACAAGAAGAAGCACCCGCUGUUCGUGAAGGAGUGCCUCAAUGUCAAUCCUUUGCAGUACUUUGCUGAGUGUGUCUAACACAUUCAGAGUUUCUUCAGACAUGAAUAUUCUGUCAAGCUUCAUCCUAAUGCAUUACUGAAAUAAUCCCAACACUUGAUGUUUUCAGCCUUGACAGCAGUGCUUCAAAACCUAUUUGGUGUUUGUUAAUCUGCUGGAAAAAGUCUUUCAGAGAGGAACUACUGUUCACACUCACAUAAAUUAGUUAAAUGUAUCAGUUCUCAGACUUUGUCUUUUAUUUCACUCUUCCGUUGCACUUGUCAAAAUGUACCUGGAAAAUGUUCUCAAUUAUAAGAACAAUUAUGUUGAUAAAUGCUUCUACAUGUAAUUAGCAUGCCUCAGAAUGCAAAUAAAGCAAUAUUCAUAAGA